Messenger RNA from Polyodon spathula (Mississippi paddlefish), 1379 nucleotides. Its product is annotated as G-protein coupled receptor 6-like. Bases 11 to 994 code for a protein of 327 amino acids. The transcript has a single exon. Gene Ontology annotation, biological process: G protein-coupled receptor signaling pathway. Gene Ontology annotation, molecular function: sphingosine-1-phosphate receptor activity. The record is from RefSeq and is a predicted model, not a curated record. Lineage: Eukaryota; Metazoa; Chordata; Actinopteri; Acipenseriformes; Polyodontidae. Gene Ontology annotation, cellular component: membrane.
UUUAGAAGAGAUGAAUGAAACCCUCCUUGUGAAUGAAACGACAGUUCCAGCCCCCUGGAUUGAAGCCAGCAAUGGAAAUACAUCCUUGGAGCUUUUUUCUGAACCUGUGGCGUUUGCCAUCAACCCCUGGGACAUCAUGCUAUGUAUAUCUGGGACUAUUAUUGCCUGUGAGAACGUGAUUGUUGUGGCCAUCAUAUUUUACACACCAUCCUUGAGAGCACCUAUGUUUGUGUUGAUUGGUAGCCUUGCAACAGCAGAUCUCCUGGCUGGCAUGGGAUUAAUACUGAACUUUGUAUUCCAAUAUUUAAUUCCAUCUGAGACUAUCAGCCUUGUCACUGUGGGGUUUCUGGUUGCCUCAUUCACUGCUUCAAUUAGCAGCCUGCUAGCCAUUACUGUUGACCGGUAUCUUUCACUUUACAAUGCCCUGACUUACUUCUCAGAAAGGACCAUAUUCUGUAUCCACAUGUUGUUGGUCAUUAUAUGGGGUGUCUCCAUUUGCUUGGGUCUUUUGCCUAUAUUUGGUUGGAACUGCCUGAAUGAUCUGUCAGCUUGCAGUAUUGUCAAACCCUUGACCAGAAGCAACAUGACCUUAUUGGCUAUAUCUUUUUUUGUGAUAUUUAUGGUCAUGUUAAACCUAUAUUUCAAGAUCUGCAAGAUAGUAUGCAGGCACGCCCAUCAGAUUGCUCUCCAGCAACACUUCUUCACAACGUCGCACUAUGUGGCCACCAAGAAGGGCAUCUCGACUCUUGCCAUAAUCCUCGGGACCUUUGGGGCGAGUUGGCUACCCUUUGCCAUCUACUGCUUAGUUGGCGAUCACGACUCUCCGUCGGUGUACACUUACGCCACUCUUUUGCCAGCGACCUAUAACUCCAUGAUCAAUCCAGUCAUUUAUGCUUUCAGGAACCAGGAGAUUCAAAGGUCGAUUUUCAUCUUAUUUUGUGGCUGUUUCCAGACAAACACUUCUUAUCGUUCAAGAUCUCCAAGUGAAGUUUAAGUGAUUGAUGUUGACUUGUAACUUUUGCAAAGUGACAAUCUGCUUUUGAAUUGAUUGUUUGAAAAUGUGUAGCGUAUUACCAUUAUCUAUUUGUAGCUCUGUAAGAACUAAAGAGUGAAAUAAAUUGACGGGGCGCGUUGAGUAAGUGAGCAGCUUACUUAAGAACAUGUUCAGCUCCGCGCCUACUGAGCAGCUCAAAGCGCAACGAAGCAGAUUUCUUCUGUGAUCUGAUUGAGUGAGCCAUGCAAUUCUCGCUCUGAGCCACUCAGUUACUUAAUACACCCAGUGUGAACAGAGAUGACUAACGCUGUUAAUCAGGCAGUGUUUACCACUGAAAACUAUUAUUAAAGAUAAUAAGCACAUUGUAUUGUGUCAUUUUGUUACC